Messenger RNA from Trypanosoma rangeli, 855 nucleotides. Its product is annotated as proteasome beta-1 subunit. The coding region runs from base 1 to 855 and encodes 284 amino acids. Gene Ontology annotation, cellular component: proteasome core complex. The record is from RefSeq and is a predicted model, not a curated record. The transcript has a single exon. NCBI's taxonomy places the organism in Eukaryota, Euglenozoa, Kinetoplastea, Trypanosomatida, Trypanosomatidae. Gene Ontology annotation, molecular function: threonine-type endopeptidase activity.
AUGAUUAAGCGUCCGGAGGGAACAUUGCUUUAUGAGCCAUCAUGUCCAAAUGAAAUUACACACAAACUGACUCCCAACGGGCCAGCACAAAGUGCGAAACAAAUAUUUGAACCGGAAGCUGCAGUUCUUGACCCCCAGUUGAGUGAAGCAGUUUCGCUUGGAACGACAAUUAUGGCCGUUUCUUUUAAUGGGGGUGUGGUUCUUGCCGCGGAUUCUCGCACCUCCACGGGAACCUACGUGGUGAAUCGGGCAAGCAAUAAGUUGACUAAAUUGACUGAGAAAGUGUACUGCUGCCGCAGUGGAUCUGCGGCAGAUACUCAGGCCCUGGCUGAGCAAACAGCAAAUUACCUAGAGAGCUACGAGACAGACACAUCAAAACCGGUCAAUGUUGCGACUGCUGCUAACAUCUUCCAAAAAUUGUGCUAUAUGAAUAAAUGGAAUAUUUCAGCUGGCAUUAUUGUGGCAGGGCACGAUCCUCUAAACGGUGGCUCUGUCUAUAGCAUCCCCUCAGGUGGAUCGUGCGUGAAGUUGGACUACGCUCUCGGUGGAAGCGGUUCUAUUUUCCUGUAUUCGUUUUUUGACGCCAAUUACAAGCCUGGCAUGAGUAAAGACGAAUGCAUUCGCUUUUGUCAGCGGGCGGUUGCACAUGCCUACAGCCGUGAUGGAUCUAGUGGUGGACUGAUAAGGACCAUUGCCCUUCACCAAGGUGAACCCGAAGAUAUGACAAUUCCGUGGACAGAGGCACCUUAUUGCAUGGAAAAGGAUCCAAAAUACCGUGAGUUAUCCGUGCUAAAUCCUCCCUUCAGCAGCUCUUCAAAGGUAACCGUGAACCAGAGUCGGUCAGAGCAUAUUUAG